CGCGCUCAGAUUACGUAAAGCAUUUAGCGACCUAGCCAACGUUAGUAGCUAAUUGCUAAGAUAAUGGCGACCAAAUGACAGUUGAGCUGUCGGAUAGAUAAGGAAUACUUUGUUGAAAACGCGUUUUUGUGUUAAACGUCAAGCUAAAAACACAUCAUAUUCUUGUUGAAAACAUACAGCAGCUUUUUGACUACACAGGCGUUUAGUAGCAUUGCUUUCACGCCCACGUUUGAUGGUGAACAGCCUCAUGAACCUUUAUUUCUGUGUUAUUACGGGUCUUGUUUCGGUUUCGUUCAGCCUGCAGUGCGUCAACAGCUGUCUUCGGCGAAAGCGGCUCUUUCAGAAGAGGAUUUUGGAGUUUAUUACGAGGACAUCGCUGGAUCAACAUGCUUGAGGACUGUUUUAAGAUAUAACCACUUCGCUCUUGCUGGCUUGUUGAAUGUACCGUUCAGUCAUGUGAUUACGGCAUUGGGUUUAGUGGAGGAGUGGAUUGGAGUCAAACGCCGCCGCCGCCGCUGUCAGUGACAUUGAGCUCGUGAAAAUACUCUUUACUGGAACUGUGACUAGGAUACCGGUGAUCCUGCCAAGCUGAAUUAAACACACCGAAUGUGCUGCUGGAGUUUGUUUCCGGAUAUUUCACGGCUUUAGACAUGUUUGAGCCGCGUUGAGUUCAGUCUCGUGGAUGAGAGGAGUCUGGAGUCUGUGACAUUGGUCUCGUGGAAGUCGUGACUGUGAUAUUAGUGUCUGUUAUGGAUUAUAAAAUGAUCAAAAGACUCUGAUUUGAGUUUUCAGCGAUCAGUGUAGGUGAUCGGUCACUGAUAAAGCAAAUGCUGGGCAGCUGAUAGGGCUCAUUUGAUCUUCACGAUUUUAUAAAAGCUACUACACGCACUGUCAGUGAGAUGUCUCUGGUUUUCCCACGACCCAAUACCAGUGUGAUCGGCAAGAAGGACAAGCGACUCAUGGCUGAGGUGAACGCCUCCCCGCUCAAACACUUCGUCACCGCUAAGAAGAAGAUCAACGGCAUCUUUGAACAGCUGGGUGCCUACAUCAAAGAAAGCUCAGCCUUUCUGGAAGAAACCCACAGCAAUGAGGAACUGGAUCCUGUUACUACAGAGGAGCAGGUGGCGGAGGUGCGAGGUUACCUGUCCAAAGUGGCAGGGAUUGGGGAGGUUCUGUCCCGCAGACACAUGAAGGUCGUCUUCUUCGGCAGGACAAGUAAUGGAAAGAGCUCCGUCAUUAACGCCAUGCUCUGGGACAAAGUGCUGCCGUCUGGAAUCGGACACACCACCAACUGCUUCCUACGAGUGGAAGGCACCGAUGGCAACGAGGCUUUCCUGCUCACAGAGGGAUCGGAUGAAAGAAAGAGCGUUAAAACGGUGAACCAGUUGGCCCACGCCUUACAUCAGGAUGAGGAUUUGGACGCAGGCAGUCUGGUGUGUGUCAUGUGGCCGAAAGCGAAGUGUGCGCUGCUGCGUGAUGACCUGGUGCUUGUGGACAGCCCUGGCAUCGAUGUCACAACAGAGUUGGACAGCUGGAUCGACAAAUUCUGCCUUGAUGCUGACGUUUUUGUGCUGGUGGCCAAUUCAGAGUCCACUUUAAUGCAAACAGAAAAGUCAUUCUUUCACAAAGUGAACGAGCGCCUCUCCAGCCCCAAUAUUUUCAUCCUGAACAACCGCUGGGACGCCUCCGCCAACGAGCCCGAGUACAUGGAAGAGGUGAGACGGCAGCACAUGGACCGCUGCACUAGUUUUUUAGUGGAUGAGCUGCGGGUGGUGGAUCGCGCUCAGGCCAGUGAUCGGAUCUUCUUCGUCUCUGCUAAAGAAGUUCUUCAGGCGCGUGUCCAGAAAGCCCAGGGCAUGCCUGAAGCAGGUGGUGCUCUGGCUGAAGGUUUUCAGGCGAGAAUGUUUGAGUUUCAGAACUUUGAGAGACGUUUUGAGGAGUGCAUCUCACAGUCAGCAGUAAAGACAAAGUUCGAGCAGCACACGAUGAGAGCCAAGCAGAUUUCUGAAGCUCUGCGUCUGAUAAUGGACUCUGUGCACGUUUCAGCUCAAGAGCAGAGGAUUCAUUGUUUGGAGAUGAAAGAGGAGAGGGAGGACAGGCUGGAGUUCAUCGAUAAACAGCUGGAUCUACUCACUCAGGACUGCAAGAGCAAAAUCAAGAAGAUCACAGAGGAGGUGGAGAAACAGGUAUCUAACGCUAUGGCAGAGGAGAUCCGGAGACUGGCCGUGCUAGUGGACGACUUCAACUUGGACUUUCAUCCUUCACAAGUGGUGCUUAAAGUAUACAAGAAUGAGCUGCACAAGCACAUAGAGGAAGGUCUUGGCAGGAAUAUGUCCGAGAGAUGCUCCAGUGCGAUAACUGCAGCGCUGCAAACCACACAGACUGAAAUGAUAGAUGGUCUGAAGCCCCUGCUGCCCAUCGGGAUUCGAGAGCAGGUGGAUAAGAUGGUGCCCAGACAGUGCUUUGCUCUCAGCUACGACCUCAACUGUGACAAACUCUGCAGUGACUUCCAGGAAGACAUCAGCUUCCACUUCUCCCUGGGCUGGACCAUGCUGGUCAACCGCUUCCUGGGUCCCAAAAACACACGCCGCGCUCUCAUGGGAUACAAUGACCAGGUUCCCAGGCCUCUGGCAAUCACUCCGGUCAGCACCAGUAUGCCUCCUUUCCCUCAAGGAUCCAUGACCCAGGAAGAGCUUAUGGUUUCCAUGGUAACAGGACUGGCAUCACUCACCUCUCGAACAUCAAUGGGCAUUAUAGUCGUAGGCGGAGUGAUCUGGAAGGCAGUGGGCUGGAGGCUCAUUGCUCUGUCUGUGGGUCUGUACGGGCUGCUGUACGUCUAUGAGAGACUCACUUGGACCACAAGGGCCAAAGAGAGAGCUUUUAAAAGACAGUUUGUGGAUUACGCCAGCGAGAAACUACAGCUCAUUGUCAGCUACACGGGAUCCAACUGCAGCCAUCAGGUUCAGCAGGAGCUGGCCAGCACUUUCUCUCAGCUGUGUCAGCAGGUGGACGUGACCAGACAGCAGCUGGAGGAUGAAAUUCGGGAUUUGAACAGCAAGAUUGAACAGUUGGACACCCUGCAGAGUAAAGCCAAACUGCUCAGGAAUAAAGCCGGCUGGCUGGACAGUGAACUCAACAUGUUUAUCCAGCAAUACCUUCAGCAGGGCCGAUAGAGAUCCGUCUGAACACUACGAGCUCCCCACUGCUGCACUUUUAAUAUCCAUUGCAGAUAAUCUAACACCCUACCACGCUUUCAACCAUUCAUUUGAGCACAUCAGAUAUUGCUCAUCACAUAUUUCUUUUUUUUUU
Molecule: messenger RNA, 3309 nt
Organism: Labeo rohita (rohu)
Lineage: Eukaryota; Metazoa; Chordata; Actinopteri; Cypriniformes; Cyprinidae
Gene: mfn2
Product: mitofusin 2
Exons: 19
Coding region: 900-3173 (757 amino acids)
Biological process (GO): mitochondrial fusion; mitochondrion localization
Cellular component (GO): mitochondrial outer membrane
Molecular function (GO): GTPase activity; GTP binding
Source: RefSeq, a predicted model, not a curated record